CAGACCGGAGCCUGAGCCUCCUCUCCUCCUCCUGGCCUGAUGCAGGGCUGCCUCCCAGCCCUGGUCCCCGUCCUCCCCGGGGUCGAGGUCCCAAACCCACCAGGCACACAACCUGCUUCCCCGCCCAGGCCCCUGCUCAACCCGGCCGAGCAGGCAGUGAACUGGACUCCCCGACAAGGAAUCUCGCCUGGGGCGGGAGCGGGGGAAAUUGUUUGGGGUUUGAGCCCUGAUUGGCUGCGCCCGGGCCCGCCCCUACCCUUUCCCCCUUCUCCCCGUCCUGGAAGGGGGGCGUGGAGGCCACGGGAUCAGCCUGGGGCCAGCAUGAGCCGGAGGGAGGGGAGUCUGGACCCCCAGGCUGACUCGUCAGUCUCACCCCUUCCCCUCUUGGAGGCCAAGAUCCAUCAGACACACAGCCUUGCCCGCCUCCUCACCAAAUACGCUGAGCAGCUCUUCCAGGAAUAUGUGCAGCAGCAGGGAGACCCCUUCGGGCUGCCCGGCUUCUCGCCCCCGCGGCUGCCGGUGGCGGGCCUGAGCGCCCCGGCCCCGGGCCACGCGGGCCUGCCGGCGCCCGAGCGGCUGCGGCGGGACGCGGGGGCGCUGGCCGCGCUGCCGCCGCUGCUGGACGUGGCGCGCCGCCUGCAGGCCGAGCUGAACCCGCGCGCGCCGCGCCUCCUGCGGCGCCUGGAGGAGGCCGCGCGCCAGGCCCGGGCGCUGGGCGCCGCCGUGGAGGCCGUGCUGGCCGCGCUGGGCGCCGAGCCCCGCGAGCCCCGGCCCGAGCCCGCCGCCGCCGCCGCCGCCGCCGCCGCCGCCGCCGCCGCCGCCGCCGGCGUCUUCCCCGCCAAGGUGCUGGGGCUCCGCGUGUGCAGCCUCUACCGCGAGUGGGUGCGCUGCACCGAAGCCGACCUGGGCCAGCUGGUGCCCGGGGGCCCCGCCUGAGCGCGGCGGCCCGCAGCCUCCUGCCAGCGCCUCCAUCUCCCUCCAUCUCUCUCUCCAUCUCCCUCCAUCUCUCUCUCCAUCUCCCUCCAUCUCUCUAUCUCAAUCUCUCUAUCUCCAUCUCUCUCCAUCUCUCUCUCCAU
Myotis myotis is the source of this 1076-nucleotide messenger RNA. It is a transcript of the gene CTF1, whose product is annotated as cardiotrophin 1. The transcript has 3 exons. Bases 40 to 936 code for a protein of 298 amino acids. The record is from RefSeq and is a predicted model, not a curated record. Lineage: Eukaryota; Metazoa; Chordata; Mammalia; Chiroptera; Vespertilionidae.